GGACCCCCACCCAGUGACUGCAGCUCAUCCCAACCCCACCCAGACCUGGCCCCGGAGGCUCAGAAAACUUGUUCUCCAGGGAGUGGCAGCCGGAGUCUGAGCUGUCCUGGGGGACUGGGUAAGAGCUUAAGACGGACGACCUCAGCAGGGAGGGCACAGACCAUCGCAUCAGGCAGACCCAGGCAUGGCCAGCAGGAAGGCCAAGAAGAAGGAGGGGGGGCCCCUGCGGGCCCAGAGGGCGUCAUCGAAUGUCUUCUCCAACUUUGAGCAGACCCAAAUCCAGGAGUUCAAGGAGGCGUUCACACUCAUGGACCAGAACCGAGACGGCUUCAUUGACAAGGAGGACCUGAAGGACACCUACGCCUCCCUGGGCAAAACCAACGUCAAGGAUGAGGAGCUGGACGCCAUGCUCAGGGAGGCCUCGGGGCCCAUCAACUUCACCAUGUUCCUGAACAUGUUUGGGGAGAAGCUGAGCGGCAUGGAUGCCGAGGAGACCAUCCUCAACGCAUUCAAGAUGCUGGACCCCGACGGCAAAGGCAGCAUCAACAAGGACUACAUCCGGCGGCUGCUCGUGUCCCAGGCCGACAAGAUGACGGCUGAGGAGGUUGACCAGAUGUUCCAGUUCUCCACCAUCGACACUGCAGGCAACUUGGACUACAAGGCCUUGAGCUACGUGCUCACCCACGGGGAGGCGGAGUGA
Messenger RNA from Globicephala melas (long-finned pilot whale), 700 nucleotides. It is a transcript of the gene MYL5, whose product is annotated as myosin light chain 5. Gene Ontology annotation, cellular component: cytoplasm. NCBI's taxonomy places the organism in Eukaryota, Metazoa, Chordata, Mammalia, Artiodactyla, Delphinidae. The record is from RefSeq and is a predicted model, not a curated record. Gene Ontology annotation, molecular function: calcium ion binding.